AGUCAAACAAACAGAAAACUGAAACGUGUACAGCGAAGUUUCCGAUUCCAUCCAUUCUCACUCACUGUAUAAACAAAUUUUCCCCAUUCCAACCGAAUCGCUUUUCCUCUUAAUCCAAUUUCGCUUUCUUAUCAUCAACAUCUACUUCAAAUGAAUUUUGGUAUUUAGGUAUCUUUCCCAUUUCCAUCGUUUCCAGCAACAAUGGCUUCAACUAUGCUCAAGAGAGCAAUCCACCGCAUCUCAUCCUCCCCAACCUCCCGACUAACCCUCCUCCGAGCCCAUGCCUCCGAAGCCCAAGCCCAACAAGCCUCCCCCAAAGCUCGCGACACCACCGUCUUAAAAAAAUUCCAAAUCUACCGCUGGAACCCCGACACACCUUCAAAGCCCGAACUCAAAGAAUACGAAAUCAACCUCAAAGAAUGUGGGCCAAUGGUUCUGGACGCUCUAAUCAAGAUAAAGAACGACAUCGAUCCAAGCUUAACCUUCCGUCGUUCCUGCCGCGAAGGGAUCUGCGGCUCAUGUGCGAUGAACAUCGACGGCUGUAACGGACUGGCUUGUUUAACGAAGAUUCCUGAUGCGGGGAUGGAUUCGACAAUAACGCCAUUGCCGCAUAUGUUUGUGAUAAAGGAUCUUGUGGUUGAUAUGACGAAUUUUUAUAAUCAGUAUAAGAGUAUUGAGCCGUGGUUGAAGAGGAAGAGUCCGGCGGAGGAAGAUGGAAAGGAGAUUAAGCAGAGUAAGAAGGAUAGGGCUAAGCUUGAUGGGAUGUAUGAGUGUAUUUUGUGUGCUUGUUGUAGUACUUCUUGUCCUAGUUAUUGGUGGAAUCCUGAGUCUUAUCUUGGUCCUGCUGCUUUGCUUCAUGCUAAUAGGUGGAUAAGUGACAGUCGUGACGAGUACACCAAGGAGAGAUUGGAAGCUAUUAAUGAUGAAUUCAAGCUCUAUCGUUGCCACACUAUAUUGAACUGUGCUCGUGCUUGUCCAAAGGGGUUGAAUCCUGGAAAGCAAAUUGCACAUAUCAAGUCACUUCAGCCAAAAGCUUGAAAUCCAAUUUUAGAAGUGUGAUUGUGUUUGCAUUUGACAAUUUACCAACAAAUUUUACUCAUUCAGUUGUGGGGAUUAAUUUAGCUGUAUUUCUUGAUAAUAAAACCUGAGCCCCUGUUGUAUAUUUUGCUUAAAGUUUAUAUUGCCUUUUUGUUGUUGAAUAAAUCUUAAAUAGCCAAUAGAGACCCAUCUCCUAAAUUGGCUGAAGCCAUUUUGGACAAACAA
Medicago truncatula (barrel medic) is the source of this 1263-nucleotide messenger RNA. Its product is annotated as succinate dehydrogenase [ubiquinone] iron-sulfur subunit 2, mitochondrial. Gene Ontology annotation, biological process: aerobic respiration; respiratory electron transport chain; tricarboxylic acid cycle. The transcript is spliced from 2 exons. NCBI's taxonomy places the organism in Eukaryota, Viridiplantae, Streptophyta, Magnoliopsida, Fabales, Fabaceae. Gene Ontology annotation, cellular component: mitochondrion. The coding region runs from base 202 to 1038 and encodes 278 amino acids. The record is from RefSeq and is a predicted model, not a curated record. Gene Ontology annotation, molecular function: electron transfer activity; oxidoreductase activity; 2 iron, 2 sulfur cluster binding.